AUGGAUUGUGAAGUUUGGAAGGGUUAUGAGCAUUUUUUCCUGGAUAUGUCUGGUAAGGAAGGAACCCGAGAUAGCGAAAAGGGGGGAAAAUCCAUAACGGAAAAAAGAUCUAUGCCUAAUUUGGAAAGAGUAGACCGGCAAAAAGCCGUGAAUCAGGUUCCAAAAAGAAAAUCCAGGCACCUUCAUAAAUAUCCAACGCCAAGUUUUAGCACAGUUUCAAGGGGACUCGACACGGAUCCUCCUGCAUUUCCUUCAUUAGAUUUAAUACCGUUUGAUAAUCAGGGAAUACCUAGAGGACAAGGAGACGUGUCUUCGGGAGUUAUAGAACCUCCGGAUAUGGUACCAUCAACUCAACCCGAAUUUAAAAUGGUACGAGAAGAUUUUCCGGCUUUGCCAGGGACUCAAAACGAUAGUUUGGAAUACGGUUAUCAAUUGGCCGGAGGUGAAUCGACGACGACUCAACCGAGAGACCAACCGCGGUCUGUAGGUAUAAGGACACAUCCGGACGGUAGAGUUACCAAUAUUCCUAGAUCUAUGAUUCAAGAUCAAUAUGGGAUUGCAGGUUUACUGUCUUUUUUAAGAGCUGCCGAACACGAUAAAACGUUAGAAGUACAAGGAUUGGGAGAAGAUUUAACAAAAUACGGUUUCGAUUUGAAUUCAAAAGAAUUCCUUUAUCCGAAUUUUAGCGGUCCUUUUGGUGAUUAUCCAGCUCAACCGCAAGACAUUGAUUACGACGUACCUAAAGAAUAUUUACAUCAUAGGAAAACAAAAAAAAAACUUCCAGCAAUUGAUUUUUCUCGUUACAACGACGAUACACUUUUUUAUCUUUUCUAUACGUUUAUAGGUGAUUAUAAGCAACUUAUGGCCGCGGCUUAUCUUUACGAUAAGGAAUGGAGAUUUCACACGGAAGAAAAUUAUUGGAUGAGUUUAAUGGUCGAUCAAAAAAAUUGCUAUUGUUUUUUCGAUCCAACAAAAUGGUGCAAAGUCCGAGUUAUAGAUUACGAAAUUGAUAUACAUAAAUUAGCGGCGAGACCACACGUACCAAACGUCAGUCCUCCUAAACAAGAUUUAUCUCCUCCUUCAACGGUUCAAUCGGCGGUCCAAUUAUCUAAUGCUCCGAUGACUCAACAAAUACAAACGGUUCACGGGGUUCAACAAAUGCCGGUAAUACCUGUUAGUAUAAAUCCAUAUACACCAAGACCGGCGUAUCGGAUAAUUACUUCUUAUACACCUGUAAACGUUAAUCAUUUUAAUCCAAGGCAUAAUAUACCUACAGUUUUUACACCGUGUCCAACGAUAAUUGGUACGGUUACGCCCAGAAAUUCAAUACCGGUCGUCCCAUCUCGUGCUAUUCCAGUUGGACCUCCUUGCACGAGGUAUAAUUUAUCAUCGGCAUAUGCCCCGCCCAGGAACAUAACGACCAUAUAUGCUCCAGCACCUAUGUAUUCUUCUUGUUCCGACAGUAACGGAGAACGUUUGAGAAGAAAAAAAAGACAUUGA
Molecule: messenger RNA, 1500 nt
Organism: Pediculus humanus corporis (human body louse)
Lineage: Eukaryota; Metazoa; Arthropoda; Insecta; Psocodea; Pediculidae
Exons: 2
Coding region: 1-1500 (499 amino acids)
Biological process (GO): nuclear-transcribed mRNA poly(A) tail shortening; regulation of DNA-templated transcription; regulation of stem cell population maintenance
Cellular component (GO): CCR4-NOT core complex; P-body
Source: RefSeq, a predicted model, not a curated record